Molecule: messenger RNA, 1245 nt
Organism: Akanthomyces muscarius
Lineage: Eukaryota; Fungi; Ascomycota; Sordariomycetes; Hypocreales; Cordycipitaceae
Exons: 5
Coding region: 1-1245 (414 amino acids)
Source: RefSeq, a predicted model, not a curated record
AUGGCCCCUACCAGAAGUGAAACGGUCAACAGAAAUGCGGUGCCUCGAGAUCUCAAUGGCCAUUACGGCUCUCUAGACGAGCAUCAGCAGGAAGCUCUACACGGCUUCAGAAGCCUUGUAGUACAGCGAGGUUACGCGGACUUUCAGACGGCAACACCCUUGCAAGACAUAAAGCUGCUCCGCUUUCUUCGCGCCCGUAGAUGGGAUGCUGAGGCGGCUUACACGCAGUUCAACGACACAGAGACUUGGCGCCAGGUCAACCAAAUCAACACCGUGUACGAGACCAUUGACAUUGAAGCCUACAAGCAGCUGCGUAAUCUUUACCCACAGUGGACGGGCCGACGAGAUCGCCUCGGCGCGCCUUUGUAUGUCUAUGCCCCUCAGACACUGAAUGGCCAAGUGGUGGCAGUGAGCGAAGAGGUCACUGCGAGACCCGACUUUUCCCUGGCGAAAAAGGACGAGGAGACGUCGACAGGCCUCGUUUGCUUCGCGGCCUUGCUCGACAACCUGCUUCGCUUCACCCAGCCGCUCGCAACCCAGCUGCCGGACCGCAAGCACCCCGAAGUGCCCGUCACGCUGAGCACGUACAUUAUCGACUUCUCCGGCAUCAGCAUCUUGCAGUUCUGGAGCCUCAAGAGCCACAUACGCACGCUGGCCUGCCUCGUGUCGGCGUACUACCCCGAGACGCUCGGCAGCAUCUUCAUCGUGGGCGCGCCGUCUUUUUUCGGCACGGUGUUUAGCUGGAUAAAGGGCUGGCUGGACCCCGUCACGGUCUCCAAGAUUCGCAUCGUCGGCCCUAGCGAGGCGAAAUCUGCGUUGGAGGAGGCGAUUGACAAGUGCAACAUCCCCAAGGCGUACGGUGGAGACCUUGACUAUGCGUUUGGCAAGGCUCCUGUUCUUGACCCUGUCUUGAAGGAUAUUGUUGAUUGGGACGGUGGAUAUUCAUCUUUCCCUCUGGCUCCGCUUGUGUGGGAGCCGGUCGAAGGCAGCCCGGAUCGUGUAGCGUGCCUCAAGGUCGGUCGUCAGGACGGUCAGCUUAGCCUGGCAAGCGGAUUCUCUGUGCCAGAUUUCUUCAGCCUCCUCCUCAGCCGCUUCAAACACGAGAUUUGCUUUUCUCCUCUUGUCCCUUACCGCUUCUCUAAACGAGCGAGCACUGUGACGCAGUACCACUCUACUGCGAAGAUGAAAUGUCUACAGAAAGCGCAGACCAGAACACUGGCUCGCCGUUUUCCACACGUGUAUUGA